Messenger RNA from Durio zibethinus, 3303 nucleotides. The record is from RefSeq and is a predicted model, not a curated record. Lineage: Eukaryota; Viridiplantae; Streptophyta; Magnoliopsida; Malvales; Malvaceae.
UUGUUGAUAUAAUUUUAAUAAAUUUUCAUAAGCUCCAUCGGGAUAAUUGCCUCCAUAACCAUUACGUAGAUCCGUGCUCCUCGACGGUAAAUCUAAUUCUUUUAUUUAUUUUUUAAAUUAAAAGUACAGUUACAAUCAUAAAAUAAAACACUAAAAUAAACAAUGCUUUACUCGGGUGGUAAGCGAACGCAUAGCGGCGGCUCUGCUCUCUUAGCUGAAUUUCCCUAAAACCCUGCUCUAAAGUCUGAAGGUUGUUUACCUUCAGAUUUAGACUGAGUCAUUGGUGAUUGCUGGCUGCUUGAUGCAUUUUCCAUUCCUCCAGAACUAGAGUUUAAAAUUGGAAGUUCUUUCUGCAGCAAUGGCUCGAGCAAUUUACUGAGCUUGGCCUUGAACUUCCGCUCUCAUUCCUCCGAUCAUGGUGGAACAGUUUUUUUGUGCUGCCUGCAUGAUCUCCAGUUGUUGAAAAGCUUGCAUCUGCUCCUGCAGAGAAUUCAGCCUAGUUCCUUCCGCCAUGGUCCUGACUUUGCUUUGUUUUCCCAGCUUGGUGGUUGGAUCCUUGGAGCUCUGAUACCAACUUGUUAUGGACUGCAGUUUGUCGCAGAGUAGAAAAUAUAGAAGAGAGGAGAAGAGGAUAAAGAAGAGAUAGAGACAGAAUUUGAGAGAAGAGAGUAAUUAGCCAAUUCAUUCAUAAUGAUUCUCAUUACAGUGCACCAUUAUAUAGCCAUAUAUGCCAAUCAUGUGUUGCUAAUUACAAUUAUUUAGUAAUAAGGAAGUUGAGUUCUCAGCUGUCUCGUGUGAUACUAACAGACUGCCUCAUCACCAGCACUCCAUGCCAACAGUCACACCCACCUUCCUGUCAUUUUCCCUGAUUCUAGAACCUGCUACCUGUAGCUCCUCUACCAGAAUCUGCUGCCUUCAACUUGCUUAUGUCAUUCAAGUCAACCAUUCCACUUUGUUUUUUCAUUCUUCUACGAGCCCUCACUAUUUUCAUCACAUAAAAAUGGGGUUCUGAGUCUUUUUGUGACUGUUGGCUAUAAUAAGUGCAGUAAUGUGCCUUAUUUGGAUUUUUUUUGUUUUGGUUUAAAAUCUUUCAAUAGUAUAUGGGUAGCUUGAUUCUCUUGUUUGGAAGAAUCAAGUGGAAAAUGGUUGUUAUUAGGAGGUUAAAUUGUAGUUUCUAAAGCCAAUAGCAGCAGCAUUGUGUAGAUUCUGUUCUUGAUUGCAUCUCUCUGAUGUUCACAGAGGACAGGAUAAACGUGGCACUUAUCUGAAUUGCUUCUUAUAGUAAUGCUAUGUUGUAUGCAAUGUUUUAUUGUAUUGUAUGGUAGACAUACUGGAACUGUAAAUGGGAGGCAGCAUAAAAUCCAGCUUUCAUUCUCUGCAUCUUUUAUAAGUCAUUGAUUUGAUGCCUUUGCCAUUGGAUUUGUAAUUAUAUGUUAAGAGUAAAGUUGAAUGCUUUUAAAUUUAAUUUAACUGCUAGCUGUUCAGUCUAGAAAUGAAUAAAGAAAAGUUCAUGUGCUGUACUUUCCUCUUUCAUUGAAGAGUGCAGAAGAGGACAUAGGGAAAGAGGAAAGGGUUUGGCUACUGCAAUUUGUGAUGGUAGAAGUGUGGUGGUCACUUCUUGGGGCUGCCAUCCCAGCAGUCAUCGCAGGGCAAGCUUUUAGAAUGAAGAAAAGGCAUGCUGAAGAACAGAGAAUUAAGAGUGCCAGAGGAAGGGAGAAGAGUUCAGAUGAUAUUUUUGUUUGUGAGAGAGUGUGCACUUCAAAGAGAAUGUUGAAAAAGGUUGGUGCAUUUUCAAAAGAUCCAAUUCCUGACACUUGUGUAACUGUCUGUGGUGUGUCUGAGCUUGAUGCAUGCUCCGAUGCUUGUGCUCGUACUGUGUGCGUCAACCAACAUCAGGUGCCCAACUGGAAUGAUAUUUGCCUUAGAAGGUGUCAGAGUGAAUGUCUUAGAUUUUCUGCUUCCCAUUCUUCUUAGUGCAAUUUCCUUUAGUUUUCAUUUUGAACGGCAAAAUAUGUAGAACAUUGUCUUUUAAUUACAGUGACUACUAUCUCAGUUUCAGUUGGUGGUCUCUAAAUGGUGAUCCUUCUAGCUGUCAAUUUUAAGUUGAAUGUUUGUUGUCAGGAUGGGCUUUUAAACUCAUAGAAUCUAUGCGGUUUCAUUGAGCUCGAAACUUUGAAUUAUGAAGUCUUCUACUGUGCUGUUCUUUAUUAAACAAAUUCAGAUCGGACAAAUCUGUUUCUCCGUUGAUGGUACCUCAUUUUAAUCUAAUUGCUUUAGCAUAUUGAAAUGUAAGAGUACCUUAUGGUUCUCUUUAUACAUAAUAUUGUCAAUGAUCCUUACGCGCAUGCUUAUCUGCAAGUGGAAAAGAAAAUAUGAUGCCUAGCUCAUUGGUCUUUCUGUGCAAGUUCUCCAAGCUUUUGUUUCCUGUUCUGGAGGUUGGAAUCCUGGACGAGUGGGAUUUUAUGAAAUGCGAGAGACUGUGUAGCGUAUAAACAAUAAUAAUAAUAAUAAUAAUUCAAAAUUCAAAGCUUGAAAGCGUUUGAAAAUGGAUUUUGCUAUGGAUUAAUCGAACAUUCAAAUCUAAGGCUCACCCAGGAACUUAGAUUAUAUGGAAAGUACAUUAUAGGUUGACAUUGAGUGCAUAUUAGUAAUUGACGAGAUCAUAAAACAAAAAUUGACUAAGAAAGAAAACACCUAAAUUACUCAACUGAUAGGGUUUCCGGAUCUAGUUUAAAGCUCAUCAUGAGAUUCUUCAUUAUCUGAGACACUCCCUUUCACCUUCUCAGCGGUCUUGUGGACAGCUUCUGCAGCAGAUUUCGCAGUUUCUUCAACCGUUGCUUCACUUGUUCCAAUGCUUUUCUUGACUGCUUCUUUCAUCUCCUCUCCUACACUAUCUGAACCCCUAGCUUUUGCUGUGCUUGUGCCACUAAAACUGACGAGAGACAAGGAACAAAACAUGUUAAUGGUGAACGUACAUUCAUUCAACAUUCAAAACUAAAUAAUAACAAAAAGAAUAAACUUUCAAUCUUACUCUAGAUUUGGAGGAGUAAACUGCAACUGGAAGUCAUGGAUAAUGGUUUUGAUCUUUUCCCAAGAAUUUUUAUGAGAUUUCUUCAACAAUGAAAUGGUGCUUGAUACAACCUGGAAGAAUGAUGGUUUCUCUUCAUUGUGCUGCCCGGUUUCACAAACUACUGAUAGAAUUUGAUGCGACAGAAUGAUAAGCCGAACAAGAAACAGAGUCGAGCUUCUUCUUCUAGAUUUGUUCAUGCUUAAAAAUGAAGAAACAAGAAAAAGUUAAGUGGU